UAUUUAUAUGUUGGAAUUCACGUUCCAUUCAUUCGUAGUUUGUUUCAAACAGCAUCAAGAUGAACAAGUUAGUUUUCUGCAUAGUCUGUGCAAUUUCGGUAGCUAAGGUUCAUUGUGAUAUAUUGGACAGUUCAAAAUUAGAAAAAAUUGAUUUCGAGGCUAUAAGAAGCAACGAUCGUCUUCUGCAGAAUCAUUUCAAUUGUCUGAUCGAAGGAAAAGGAUGCACCCCAGAAGCAGAUGAAUUGAGAAAGGGCUUGCCUGAGGUAAUGGAGACCUGUUGUGCCAAGUGUUCGGACAAACACAAGGAGGAAGCCAACAAAAUGAUAAAUUUCCUCAUCGAGAAAAAGCCAGAGCUUCUCAAAAAACUACUUGAUAAAUAUGAUGCAGACAGAAAAUAUAGAGAUCAAUGCGCUGAAAAACUGAAGGCAGAAGGUGUGGAUCUCUCCAAUUUCUAAUAUCAAUGUAUUGUUCUCAAAUAAAUUAUGAAUUUUUGAAAUGUUAUUAAA
Messenger RNA from Coccinella septempunctata (seven-spotted ladybird), 506 nucleotides. Its product is annotated as ejaculatory bulb-specific protein 3-like. Lineage: Eukaryota; Metazoa; Arthropoda; Insecta; Coleoptera; Coccinellidae. The record is from RefSeq and is a predicted model, not a curated record. Bases 60 to 455 code for a protein of 131 amino acids. The transcript is spliced from 2 exons.